AUGCGAUGCGCGCGUCCGCCCGGCUCUCCGUCCACCCCUCUCCACGCCGAAGCGAAACUCCUUCCCUCCCUCCGUUGCUCCGGCGCCGGCUCCGAUCCUCUUCGCGAUCCUCCCCUUCCCCUCAAUUGGGCAGGCGCCGGCAGCGACGGGCGCCCGGAUUGGCGCGAGGGAGAAGUGGAGGAGGAGAAAGAGGGCUGGGCUGAGCCCUGCGGAGCCGGGCAGCGUGUCGGCGGAAGGAAAGGUAGGCCCGGGCAGCAGGAAACGGGUGGCGGGGUGGGAAGAAACAGCGGCUAGGGCACAGGGGGGAAGGGAGAGGAGGCCUGGUCAAAGGGGAGACGCAAAACCGGAGCGGGGCUUGGCGUGGACCUUUGUCCGAAAGCAGCGCUCCCCGCAAGAGGCCUGGGCAGCGAGUGCGCUUUUGCGCUUCUUCCCUUGCUGGCUGCUGCGGGCGCCGCGUUGGGGACCCUGGAGUAGAGCCUACAGGGGUUAGGCGCGUACAUUUUCGGACUUGGUUAAAAGGCAGGCCGCCUCCUAUGGUUUGUGCUACCUCCUGAGUAGCCGGUGGUGAAGUUUAGCCUGGGCGAUCUUCUGUAGGAUGUACACGCAGGAUGUUGCUCUGUUGAGACGUAUAAUUUCCACGCUUCGUGCGAGUCCCCAGGCGGGGUUGUAGUCAAGUGUGCUGUGUGAAAUGAUCUGGAAUAGUUGCACUCCUGGUUCUGUGCUCUAUAGACUUAGUUGAGCAGUGUUUCUCAAACUUGGGUUCCUAUCAGUUGUUGGAUGGUGGGUAAGGGUUCUAAUCUUCAGCCUGCCAAACCCUGGAGAUGGGUAUUUGACUGGUUAAAAAGGGUUAUGGUCAAAUAAUGGUCAAGUUCGUUAAUGGCACCACCUCCAGAUGACCUGUUUAUACUGAUUUGCUUGUGCAAAUAUUAUUCCGAGUUAUGGAGUAUUUGCUCUGGCUUCUUAACAGUUCUGCAACAAUGAGCAUUCGCUCUAAUUUGCUUCUGGAGUACUUACACGUCUUCCCAUUGAAUUGGUUCAUCUCACACUUCCCAGUGUAAUUUCACCAUCCUUUUCCUAAUCUCAGAAAAUCUUGUUUUUGUUUUUAGGGGAUUGGACGGAGCACUUCAAUCCGCUUUAAUUGUUCAAGUCUAAAUUCCCAGUAUGUGCUUGAAUCCUUCCUUCCAGAACAAGAACAAUUGUUUUUAUUUCAUUUAUUUACUAUUUCAUCAUUCUUAUAACCAACCCUUCCUCCCAUAGGGAGGAUGGCUUACAAGAAUAGUAAAAAAGCUAGCAAUGCUAAAAUCGUAAUAAAACAGCCUUAACACAACAAUUGGACAACAAUCAGUUAUGGAAUAUUGUAACAGGUUGAGCCUACUACUUGGAUGAGUACAGCAUGCACACCACCCACCCACUCGCAAUAUAUAGUGUGUAAAACAUUGUCUUAUUGUCCAAUAAUAUUUUACAGGAAGUGGAUCAGGGUUGUGUGCAUUGGAGAUCUUCUACUAG
Messenger RNA from Podarcis lilfordi (Lilford's wall lizard), 1506 nucleotides. The record is from the annotation of a GenBank genome assembly. Lineage: Eukaryota; Metazoa; Chordata; Lepidosauria; Squamata; Lacertidae.